Sphenostylis stenocarpa is the source of this 924-nucleotide messenger RNA. Lineage: Eukaryota; Viridiplantae; Streptophyta; Magnoliopsida; Fabales; Fabaceae. The record is from the annotation of a GenBank genome assembly.
AUGUCGCAGCAAGGUCAAAUUCCGAUAAACCCCAUGGUCCCCCCGCAGAACCCCAUGGCCACCAUGCAGGUUCCUAUGCCCAUGCAUAUGCAGAUGCAGAUGCCCAUGCCCUUGCCCUUGCCCAUGCAGAUGCAGAUGCCCCUCCCCAUGCCGCUACAGAUUCCCUUCUCCGUCCACGACCCCGCCGCCGCCUCAUCCGGGAAGCGCCGCCGCGAUGAAGAGGCUCCCGGCACCGCCUCCGCGCCGGAGCAGUCCGCAGCGAAGCGUGCCAAGGGACAGGACGUCAUAUUCAGGAUUGUCGUGCCCUCGCGCCAGAUCGGCAAGGUUAUCGGGAAGGAAGGGUGCCGCAUACAGAGGAUUCGAGAAGACACCAAAGCAACCAUCAAAAUCGCUGACGCAAUUGCCAGACAUGAAGAGCGUGUUAUCAUUAUUAGCUCUAAGGAUAAUGAUGAAAAAGUUACUGAUGCAGAGAAAGCUCUUGAACAAAUAGCUCACUUAAUUUUAAAGGAAGAUGAUAGUAGUCUUGAUGCAUCAAAAGUUACUGCAGGACAUGUGGCUGCCAAUACGAUAAGACUUUUGAUUGCAGGGUCCCAGGCAGGUGGAUUAAUUGGGAUGUCUGGCCAAAACAUUGAGAAAUUGAGGGACUCUUCUGGUGCCUCUAUUACUGUUCUUGCGCCAAAUCAGUUACCUUUAUGUGCUUCUGCCCAUGAAUCUGACAGAGUAGUGCAGUUGUCAGGAGAUGUUCCUUCGGUAAUGAAGGCUUUGGAUGAGAUAGGUUGUCAACUAAGGGAAAACCCACCAAGACAAGUGAUUUCAAUUAGCCCAACUUACAAUUAUGCUGCAAUUCGAUCAUCCCAGCCAUAUCUUGACCCAACAUCAGGACAACCAAUCUUGCAGUUGAUUAUAUUACAUUCGAGAUGCUGA